Messenger RNA from Funneliformis mosseae, 2088 nucleotides. NCBI's taxonomy places the organism in Eukaryota, Fungi, Glomeromycota, Glomeromycetes, Glomerales, Glomeraceae. The record is from the annotation of a GenBank genome assembly.
AUGUUAAACGAAGAGAAGGGAAUUGACGAUAAUCAUCAAGAUUUAGAAGUUGUUUCUACAAGAGAAUUAAAAGGAUGGUAUCUGGCAUCUACAGCGAAUGAACCAUAUGUUAUUGCUGCAAUGUCAGUGUUCAUUCCUAUUAUAUUGGAAACUUAUUCAAGUCAAGCAGGAUUCAAAUUGGAUGAUAGAGAUGUUCCAUGUGAUAUCGAAGUAGAGAAUUAUAAAUGCGUAACAAAAUUUGGAUUUUGGUUUGUUGAUUCAACAAGUUAUUCGUUUUAUAUAAUUGCAAUAUCGGUAUUAGCACAAUGUAUUGUAUACAUUGGAAGUGGAUCGUUAGCGGAUUAUGGAAACAAUAGAAAAAAAAUGCUUAUAGGAUUCUCAUAUGCCGGAGCUCUAUUUACAAUUGCUUACAUAUUGGUCCUUGAACCUAAUAUGUAUUGGUUAGCUGGACUACUGACCAUCUUAUCAAAUGUUUGUUUUGGAGCGGCAACGGUAUUUUGGUUAGCAUAUAUACCUGUGUACACACAUAUUCAUCCAGAAGUAAUGCAAGUUAAACGAAAUAAUAAUGAAAAAGAUGAUGCCACCAAGGAAGAAAUUUAUAAAAUUGAAGAAAAGAUUUCCAACCAAUUAUCAGUUAUUUCCUUGAUAUGGUGUAUACCCGCGGGUGUACUUGUAUUAGCAAUUGGUUCCAUAUUUGCUUUAAUCAUGAAAGACAAAAUAUUAAGUUUAAGAAUCGGUUGUGUUAUCGUUGGGAUUUGGUGGGUAUCAUUCUUAACUUUUCCCGUUUUGUGGAUGAAAAAUCGGGUUGGUCCUCCUUUACCAAAAGUAGGAACCAUUAUAAGGUCCGCAAGACAUCUUGUGGAAACGAUUAAAUUUUUAGUCGCAUGGUUUAUACUCUCAGAUGGAUAUGGUACCAUCACAACAGUUGCAACCUUAUUCGGAAAGAAGGAACUUGGAUUAUCUCAAGUGCAAUUAUUGAUAGCAGCCAUGGUGAUUCCUAUUAGUGCAAUGAUCGGGGCUUAUGUUUUCCUGAAGAUACAAUUGUACUUUAAUUUGAGUACAAAAACGAUGAUUAUAAUAACCGCAUCAUUACACUCUUUAGUACCAUUGUAUGCAUUGUUGGGAUUUAUCGCACCAUUCGGUUUUAAAUACUCGUGGGAAAUUUGGUUAUUCGCCAUUUAUUUCGGUAGUUUGCUUGGCGCGGUACAAAGUUAUUGUAGAGUUUUCUUUGGUAGUAUGAUACCUAAAGGUCAUGAAAAUGAAUUUUUUAGUUUAUAUGAAAUUACGGAUAAGGGAUCAAGUUGGUUAGGUCCCUUGAUGGUGGGAAUUAUUGGGGAUUUGACUCAUAAUUUAAGAAAUGCUUAUUGUCGGUUAUCCGUCCGUCCGUCAGUCCGCGUUUCUUCGAUUUUCGGUUUAGGUUUUAAGGGCCCCGCAAUUUUUUGUAGGUUUACGUCGGUUAUCCGUCCGUCCGUCCGCGUUUCUUCGAUUUUCGGUUUAGGUUUUAAGGGUCCCGCAAUUUUUUGUAGGUUUACGUCGGUUAUCCGUCCGUCCGCGUUUCUUUCGAUUUUCAGUUUAGGUUUUAAGGGCCCCGCAAUUUUUUGUAGGUUUACGAGUCCUUCCGAACGACAAUCAUCCAAUUUGUAUAGGGAAGUAGAACAUGACAUUUUCAACGAAACGGACAACGAGAAGGGCGAUGUAUGGUAUUCACAUAAGAUUAUAAGCGAGAUGGGUCUCCUCAUUGCCUUAAUUGUGACAUCAGAAGUAUAUAUUGUUGAUUAUAACGAAGAUCGAAGUGUUUACGCUACGCCUUGUUCAAAUAGCCCAAUGGAUGAUAAUCCGGAAGGUGAACCAAGAUCAAAGAGACGGGCACUCGCUAAGACUGAUGAUAAGUCAUGUACGUCAUCCGGAACUAAUGAUGAUAGUGUCGGUAUCAUAAAUACAGUAAAGUCAUUUUGGUUAUAUGUUUUUUUCUUUCAUUUUUCGACUCAAACUGACUUUCUAACACUUACGAAGUACACGAGCGAUGAAUUCGAUGAGCAUGAUGAAUCCGACGAAAGUGAUGACGAGUGUGAAACCUUCAAGAGAUAG